Durio zibethinus is the source of this 1038-nucleotide messenger RNA. RefSeq names its product small ribosomal subunit protein eS24z-like. Gene Ontology annotation, cellular component: ribosome. Lineage: Eukaryota; Viridiplantae; Streptophyta; Magnoliopsida; Malvales; Malvaceae. Gene Ontology annotation, biological process: translation. The record is from RefSeq and is a predicted model, not a curated record. Gene Ontology annotation, molecular function: structural constituent of ribosome.
GUCAAGCCCAAAUCAAAACAAAUCCUAAUCAAUUCUUCUGCCGCCUCGUUGAAACCCUAAUGCUAUAAAAGCUAGGGUUUUCCCCACUUUACACUUUCUUUCUUUGAGCUGCUGCUGUUGUUUCAAAGCCCACAGUGAUUCCGCUGUUAACUGCUAAAAAAAGGGACGAUCUUUUCUUAGCCAUGGCGGACAAGGCAGUGACUAUUAGGACCAGGAAGUUCAUGACCAACAGGCUUCUUGCGAGGAAACAAUUUAUCAUUGAUGUUUUGCAUCCUGGGAGGCCCAAUGUUUCCAAGGCUGAGCUGAAGGAGAAGCUUUCUAGAAUGUAUGAGGUGAAGGAUCCAAAUUCAAUCUUUGUGUUCAAGUUCAGGACUCAUUUUGGAGGUGGUAAAUCUACUGGAUUUGGUUUGAUUUAUGAUUCUGUUGAGAAUGCAAAGAAGUACGAGCCCAAGUACAGGCUGAUCAGGAAUGGACUUGACACCAAGGUAGAGAAAUCAAGGAAGCAAAUGAAGGAAAGGAAGAACAGGGCUAAGAAGAUCCGCGGAAUAAAGAAGACCAAGGCUGGUGAUGCAGCAAAGAAGAAGUAAGCAAAAAGGGGAGGAAAGAUGAAGUGAGGUUAUGCUUAUCUUAGAGCCAAUGGUUUUCAACAGUGUUUCUUUUCUAGUCUUAACUAAAGUGUUUAGGUGUUCUUGAACCUUUUUUUUUUGGAAACUGCAAUUUUGGUAUUAUAUGAUGUUUAGUUGUAUUACCUGAUUGUCUUAUUUUGAGUGUUAAUCCUGUGGAGAUUUUUGAAAUAUUUACCAUAGAACAUUAUUGUUUGCCAUGAUUUGCCUUUGAUAGGCUUGCAUUUUUUACAACUCAAAUGUUGCUUUUAUAUUUCCUUGAACUACCAUUGUAUUCAACUCUACUUCGGGGGAGUGUUUCUAAUUGCAUAGUGUGAAUGAUUAAGGGCAUUUCAGGAAUCAAAUCUCCUAAUAUCUGGAGCAUUGUUAUUAAUUUCAUUUUAGUACUGAUCCUACUGGUCAGUAUGUUCUAGUU